AACUAGUCUAGCACUUCGAGACGAGUCUACCGGUAGACGGACGGUUCAUCUGCUUGUCCGCUUCCUGCUUAUCCGCAUUAUUGCACAGGCCGAUUGCCUUUCUCCGAGUUCCCAGCUUAUCCAAAUUCAACCCGUGGGGGGGGCUGGUUGUUGUUGGUUGCUAACCAAGUUGCGUUGCUAGCUCAACUCAACCUUCGGGCCUUUUUCUUUCUAGUCCGGUUCCUCUCUCACUCUCCUACUCGCCAUACUAGCUUGCGCUUACGAGCGAAACAUCCCUGCGUCCAUCUCCGACUUUUUCCCCAUCGGAGAUUGCUUUUCAGGUUUCCGUUUUGGGCUUCUUCCCAAUCUAUUUUUUCCCAUCUUUUUUUUUUCCUGUUUUACAAAGAUCGGACCCCCUCUUCCAACAUGUCCAAGUUCGGCGUCCUAGUGAUGGGCCCCGCCGGGGCCGGCAAGACGACCUUCUGCAGCGCGGUGAUCCAGCAGCUCCAGAACACGCGACGGAGCUGCUUCUACGUGAACCUGGACCCGGCGGCGGAGACGUUCAGCUACGAGCCGGACCUGGACAUCCGGGAGCUGAUCACGCUGGAGGACGUGAUGGAGGAGCUGGGGCUGGGCCCCAACGGCGGGCUGAUCUACUGCUUCGAGUUCCUGCUGCAGAACCUGGACUUCCUGACGGAGGCGCUGGACCCGCUGAGCGAGGAGUACCUGAUCAUCUUCGACAUGCCGGGCCAGAUCGAGCUGUACACGCACAUCCCGCUGCUGCCGUCGCUGGUGCAGUUCUUGUCACGCGCCGGCCCGCUGAACAUCUCGCUGUGCGCCGCCUACCUCCUAGAGAGCACGUUUGUCGUGGACAAGGCCAAGUUCUUCGCCGGCACGCUGAGCGCCAUGUCCGCCAUGCUGAUGCUGGAGAUGCCGCACGUGAACAUCCUGACCAAGAUGGACCAGGUCAAGGACAUGAUCUCGCGCAAGGAGCUCAAGCGCUUCACCAACGUCGACGUCCAGCUGCUGCAGGCGGAUCAGGACCGUGACGAGGCGGAGGCAACAGGCGGUGGGGAGGUCGCUGUCCAGGGCGAUCCCGCGGCCAAGGAGAACCUGCUCAGCGGCGGCUCCUUCAACCAGCUCAAUCGCGCCGUCGGCCAGCUCAUCGAUGACUUCAGCAUGGUCUCCUUCUUGAAGCUCGAUGUCCAGGACGAGGACAGCGUCGCCGCCGUGUUGAGCCAUAUUGACGAUGCCAUCCAGUACCACGAAGCGCAGGAGCCGCGCGAGCCCAACGAUGCCCAGGAGGUCGAUUAUGAGGAUGGCGAUAUGUGAG
Molecule: messenger RNA, 1312 nt
Organism: Aspergillus brunneoviolaceus CBS 621.78
Lineage: Eukaryota; Fungi; Ascomycota; Eurotiomycetes; Eurotiales; Aspergillaceae
Product: putative signal sequence-binding GTPase GPN3
Exons: 1
Coding region: 406-1311 (301 amino acids)
Molecular function (GO): GTPase activity
Source: RefSeq, a predicted model, not a curated record